AUGGUUAAAACUGGCGUAGCAUUUUCUGGUGGAGGGAUAAGGUCAGCGGCCUUCUGUUCUGGAGUCUUACGAAGACUGCUGCAGAAGGAUGUAAAGAUCGACUACCUCAGUUGUGUGUCGGGAGGUGGUUAUACAGGCACGGCCUAUCUGGACUGGAAAUACAGGAACGGCAAAAAGGACGACAACGAGUCGCACGAGGAAUUCUUUAACCACAUGAGGCAAAGUGCCGGGUUCAUAUGCCACUAUAAUAAACCGCUGUUCCCGGCAAUUCUAGAUUUUUUAGCAAUAACCUUGGUUAUACUAUUUGUGUCCUUUCUUGUACCGGCAUUAAAUUGGUUGGCAUUUUCAUAA
Porites evermanni is the source of this 351-nucleotide messenger RNA. The record is from the annotation of a GenBank genome assembly. NCBI's taxonomy places the organism in Eukaryota, Metazoa, Cnidaria, Anthozoa, Scleractinia, Poritidae.